CGCCUGCAAGAGUUCAUGAACCACAUCAGAAAACUACUUCCUCCAGGCCUGUGACGUCACGUCCGCCGCUCGCACGCUCGGUAAUAGCACCCGGUGUAUGACCCGGGUCUGGCUUCGGAGAGGGAUGAGCGGCCGGCAGUGCGCAGGCGCAGAUCGGUUCCAGUAUCUGCAGACACUGGUCACGGAGUUCCAGGACACCGAUAGUGCGGAAGCCAAAGAACAGGUCCUGGCAAAUCUCGCUAACUUUUCCUAUGACCCCAAGAACUUCUCUGACCUCCGGCAGUUGCAGGUUAUAGAUUUGUUUUUGGACAUGUUGACUGAAGACAACGAAGCUCUGGUGGAGUUUGGAAUAGGAGGGCUCUGUAAUUUGUGUUUGGAUAAAGCCAACAAGAGUCACAUAUUGUCUUCUGGUGGCAUAAGUCUGGUCAUUAAUUGUCUAUCCAGCCGAAAUGAAGAGACUGUCCUGUCGGCUGUUACCACACUCAUGUACUUGAGUACAGCUGCUUCCCGUACUGAAAUCACCACUCCUCCAGUUGUCGAAUGUAUGCUCCGGUUCUCUCUCUCUACCAACCGCAGACUUAGUAACCUGGCCAAUAUCUUUCUUGAAGAUUACUGCACUGAACAGCAAGUACAGGAAGCAAGGACUCUAAGCCAGUACACAGCAUUGGGGAUACCACUCCCCACAGACUCCUCAUAGUGCUGGUUUCUUCUAUGGACUAUUUACCCUGUGGUGAUUUACUAAAAGGUCUCUAUUGCCCUUUGUAUAAAUAUGGUAGGCUAAUGCCAGAUGAAGUGGACUUCCCAGUAUAUGCUGUUUUAUUCACCUGCUGUACAUGCAUCGUUCUGCCAUACUCAUGUGCUUAUAAAUCAGAUUUAAUUACAAAGUCA
Pseudophryne corroboree (corroboree frog) is the source of this 888-nucleotide messenger RNA. RefSeq names its product armadillo repeat containing 7 (gene ARMC7). The record is from RefSeq and is a predicted model, not a curated record. Gene Ontology annotation, molecular function: protein binding. NCBI's taxonomy places the organism in Eukaryota, Metazoa, Chordata, Amphibia, Anura, Myobatrachidae. The transcript has 3 exons. Bases 98 to 697 code for a protein of 199 amino acids.